Molecule: messenger RNA, 2213 nt
Organism: Mercenaria mercenaria
Lineage: Eukaryota; Metazoa; Mollusca; Bivalvia; Venerida; Veneridae
Exons: 5
Coding region: 184-1683 (499 amino acids)
Biological process (GO): negative regulation of phosphatase activity
Molecular function (GO): phosphatase binding
Source: RefSeq, a predicted model, not a curated record
UCUGCGCCACUUCCAAUUUAAAAUGGCAACCAGUCACUUUAAUGUUUACAAAUGGCGGAAACAGAGGCGAUUCGAUUUUUGGAAAAUGUAUCAAAAUCGAAUUAAAGCAGUGUGUUUUACAUUUAACACACACAUUUAGAUUUAAAAGCUAUUUUAGAUUUUCACAAAUGUCACAAGCAUAGGAUGGCAACCCAUUUCAUUUGUCAAAGUACAGAGCCAUUGCCUCACAAGUAUCCUAGUGGCCUAGCUGGGAGGACACAUGGAGCAGUGUCACAGUAUGAAGUCUACAAUAACAGUACAAAACCUCACACCCGGUUUCCACCACCUGGUUGGGAUUUUUCUCAGUCUUCCGAAGAAGAUUCUCUCCCAUUGCUUCAUUCGGCACCUCAACCGGAAUUAAAAAAUUCUUCAUUCAUGUAUGAUCCAGAUUUGUGUAUUACACCUCAGAAGGCAAACAAUUCUAGUAACACUGCAUUUAAGUCAUAUGAGGAUGACGUUUUCAAAAUACCUGAUGCUAACCCAGACCCAGAUUUAACUUUAACUCCUAUGAAAGCGUUUGAUGAAAGUUCAAAAGUAAACAUUAGAUCUGAAAAUUUAAUUGAUAAAGGCAAGAAACAAAAAGUCAGAUUUGAUCUGGAUGACACAGUAACAGAUCAAAAUUUGAGUGGAAAUAUAUCACAAAAAUUGUCUCCUGAAAAGCCAUAUAAACCAGAGCUUUAUGAUGAUGAAGAUGAUGGUGAUGAUGAAUUUGAUAUUAAUCCAGAAGGGACCAAAGUCUCAAGUAAAAUGUCAGAAAAUGCUAGAACUGUCAGAUACACAGUUGACAAAGUUAAAGGCCAGUCAGUGUAUGUUCCUUUGAAGGAAACUGGUGUAAAUCAAGGUCAAGUUUCAAAGCCCAGUAGUGUGACAAAAACUCAAUCUCAAGGGGAUAAAUGUGAUAGAAAAUCCAUCCAGAGUAUUCCAAAGACACAAACUGUAGGUCAGAAAGUUGUGACAGUUGUAAGAGAGAGACCUGAUGCCCCUAGACAAGCACCAAUAAAUCAGAUUCCAUCUGUUGAGCCAGAGGAUCCUAUAGCAGCAUGCAGAGUUCCAGAGAAAACAGGACCAAAAAGAAAGGUGAAGGUUCUAAGAGAAAACCAGUACACACAUACUGAAACAGAGUACACCUAUCCAUUCCAAGAGAAUGGUAUAGAUGAAUACGCCGGUGGAGAGGAACACAUGUUUGCUCGGCCGGAGUACAACAGCACAUUGAGAAUGAAGUUGGAAGCUGAGAAGCUGAAAGAGUGCUCUGUGGACCUGGACACUGCCUUACAGAGGAAACUAAAAAUGUCUGAGUCAACAAAAACUGAAAUCAAUGAAAAGGCUGCAAGUUUGGUUAACUCUGAAGGAUCGGCAUUUAGUGGUCUUGUUAGUCUCAAAGUCCCUGUUGAUGAAGUGUGUAAACAGGCGGCUGAAAUGAAGACAGCCAGGGCUAAACAAGUUAAACUGCCAAAAUCUAAAUUCAAGGACCACAAAGAACCAGACCUAAUGGAGUUUUUCUCGAGUGAAAGACAGAAAGAGAGUGUAACCUUUUCACUGCCAGGAAUUUCCGCUCCAUCAGAACAGUUGUCUACAGCAUCACACUGGAGAGCUUUCGAUUUAUAUAAACAUAAUAGGGUUUGGGAGCAGAGUGGAAAAUUAUAACAUGAUAAUGACAGUUUAGCUGAAUAGUGUGUUGAUACAAUAAAAAGAAAUCUUUUUUUCUUUAAUUUUGAAUACAAUUUGUUUUUGACUAGUGAAUCAUAUACUAAGUUAACUUACUAUAUCUUAGAGAGCAGCAGAUUUAGUGGUUGUGUCUGCUAGUCAGUCAUGACUUUUGUUAAUACAUUAAGUCAUUUCUGUAUUUUGUAGUCUUUUUUUUUUUAAAUGAAGUAAUAUUGCAAAAUGGUGACUCCCAUUUAGUUGCCUAAAUGAUGCAGCAUGCUUAUGCAUUUGUCAUACUGGAACUGUUCAUUUUCUAUGUACACCGCGUAAUAUACAAUGUAAGUACCAGAGAUUGCUAUGCAGCAAUAUAAAGUUUCUGAAUUCACGAUUAGAUUUCUGAUUUAUAAGCAGAGACAGUUCAGUACUGAUUCCCUUGAAGUGAUAAUCUUAUUUACUUUGUACUUAUUUUGUAGAAAGAUGUAUUUAUAUUUAUUUUGGUGUAAAAUAAAACAUGAGCUCUGAAAGCAGAA